AGUAAAAUAUUCUAUUAUCAAUAAUCGACAUUCAAUAAUCUCAAUCGUCAUGAGCAUUGGAUUUCAAGUGGCGAAUGCGCGUUAUAAAAGAUCGUGAAACGAGAAUGAAUCAUGAAGUUACAAUUUUGCAAGUAACAAAUAGUGUGUAGAUUCUUAAGAAAGCGAAGAUAUAUUUUGAAGCACAUCGGAUGAUUUUGACAAUCGACAUCUCGAACAUUCAAUUUCACUUUCGCCUUUCAACAACGUUAUUGAGGUUAUGUUAAUGGUUGUCUAGUCAAGAACAUUAUACAUAAUAAAAAUAUUAAAUAAAAUAAAUAUUGAUUGCUUUAUUAAGAAAGAAGGACAUCAAGUUGAACGUGAUGUUGUAAAGUGUACUUAUAAGUAUCAUUGCUUAUGUACUUAUCUAACCUUAAAGCAGACUGCAUUUUUAUGUUAUUACUCAGCUUUUAAGUGGAAUUGAAGCAAUUUAGCAACUAACCGUGAAUAAGUAUGGAAAGAAAGAAUUUAUCAAUAAUUCCAUUAGCCACUUAAAAGAGACUUCGAACGUUUCGCGUAGAUUAACGGAUUCAAUAAAGUCGCUUCAGUUGAUCAUGACACGGCGAAAAGUUAAACUUCAAAUAUACGUGUAUAAAUUUAUAUAAUUUUACAACUUGUAUAUAAUGGGGAUAUUUGAGAAUAGAAACAACAUAAAAGAGAAAAGUACUUAAAUAAUAGGAAUUCCAUUAUUUAUUUAAUUACAUAGAGCUGGAAAUAUAAAUUAACCAAUAACAAAUUCACCAAAGACUUUAAGAAAUAAUUAACAUUACAAUGCUUACGCAAAAACUAAAUAAUCGGAAAAUUCUUGUGGAUAUUUUGGCACUUUUGUUUGGAAUUGGUGCAUGGGUCGGAGUCAACGGCAUUUAUGUACAACUUCCAUUACUAGUUAAUUCGGCGCCAGAAGGAUGGAACCUUCCUGCUUAUAUGGUGAUGAUUGUACAAUUUGCAAAUUUAGGUCCCAUUUUAUACACUAUUUAUGUAAAGUAUGUAACUUAUGCAAAAGAUCAGUGUAUAAUAUAUGGUUUAUUAGGUAUAGGAUCGAUAUCAAUUUAUAUUUUAUCUUCAGUGUACAAUAAGACGUCAGUGAUUUUUGGAAAUAAAUAUUCGACGGCGUUAUUGAGUUUAAUGUUUAUUGCAUCGUUUGUUGGUUGUACAAGUCCGGUACUUUUUACACCAUAUAUGAGAAAUUAUAAAGAAAUAUAUUUAGUUUCGUACUUAGUUGGAGAAGGCUUAAGUGGAUUUAUACCAAGUAUUGUAGCUUUAAUACAAGGUGUCGGUGGAAACCCAGAAUGUGUAAAUGUAACAAAACUAGGUUCGGAGUUCAAAUUUGAAACUCGUUAUCCAGAUCCCAGAUUUUCUUCUAGAACUUUCUUUAUUUUUAUAGGUAGUUUAUUACUUUUAAGUUUCCUCUCGUUUGUAGGCUUAAAUAAUAUUAAUGUAGCAAAAAAAGAAAAGGUAAAACUGCCAGCUAGCACUGAAACAUUACCAACCGAUAUGGAUAAUCCACCAAGUUAUAAGACUACAUCGGGCUGGUCGAUGACAAACCAAAAAUAUGCCUUUCUAUUAAUUAUGAUGGCUGUGACUUGUUUAUUAGGGAAUGGAAUUCUACCAAGUAUACAAUCUUAUUCGUGCUUACCAUAUGGCAAUAUAUCUUAUCACUUAACAGUGACCCUAGCAUCUAUGGCUGGACCUUUAGCAAUGUGCACAGGCUUUUUUAUAAAAAAUCCUAAAGUUAGUUUACUAUCAGGCGUCAUGUCAAUUAAUUUGGUGCUUUCUGUAAUUGUUUUUUACUUGGCCGUACAGUCACCAACACCGCCGUUGCAGAAUUCUUGGUUCGGAGAAUUUCUCGUAGUAUUACUAUGGAUAUUAGUCAGUGGAUUCAAUGGGUUCAUAAAAAUGGGAAUUACUACUUUAUUUAGACCAGAUCCGGGUAGAGGCUUGUAUUACACCGGAGUUGCUACGCAAAUUGGCUCUUUAAUAGGAGCAAUGACAACCUUUAUUUUAGUAAAUUAUACAAAGAUAUUUCAAACAUAUUCCCCUUGCACUGCUUUGAUAGAUCAUUAAUCUUAUUUCUUGGGUAUUAUUUACUUCUUAAUUAAAUUAAUU
Molecule: messenger RNA, 2142 nt
Organism: Ceratosolen solmsi marchali
Lineage: Eukaryota; Metazoa; Arthropoda; Insecta; Hymenoptera; Agaonidae
Product: solute carrier family 52, riboflavin transporter, member 3-A-like
Exons: 2
Coding region: 808-2100 (430 amino acids)
Biological process (GO): riboflavin transport
Cellular component (GO): plasma membrane
Molecular function (GO): riboflavin transmembrane transporter activity
Source: RefSeq, a predicted model, not a curated record